CAAGUAUGCGAGGCAGGAGCAUGUUCGCUGGAGCAGUGGCCGCAGUGGCGCUGGGUACCGAGCUCUGCGAGGCGGCGCCCAAAAUCGACAUUAAGGUCAUCGCUCGCCCACGACCGGAAGAGGAGGCCCCGCCGGUGCUGCUCCCCAUUCCGUCGCGCGAUCCUUUCCCAGCAUUCCAAGGUCCAUUUGUCGAUAGCCUUGAGUCGGUGCCGUGCCUUCGUGAGGAGAGAGAGAUGCAGGAGGGCAAGGCCUAUGUUCUGGAUCUCUGUCUUCUUGCGAACGUGACAAUUGAAGCGAAGAUCGAGAAGAACAUCGAAGUGGAAAUGGAAGUGACAGACGGAGUGCCGGAUGAUUCAAUAGGGACCGACGACGUGAGUGAAGUUCCUGACACGACGGAGGAUGGCGACGAUGAUGCUGAAAAGUUGGUAGACCCAGUGUCCGAAGAGAAGAAGGAGCCGGAAAUCCCCACUAUUCUCGGCAUUUUCCGUGGUUGGCAGAUCGAUCCUAUCACUCUGAACUACAAGUACAUGGUUUACGACGAUGGUGACGAUUGCAAGGAUGACGACCAUUACUCCAUGAUUGUAGAAUUGAUCCCUUCCAGUAACCCGGAGUCAGACACGAAACUAUACGGACUCAAGAAAACCGGUAUGUGCACGUUCAAGGCGUCACUGCUUACCUACGUCCCAGAUGAGGACCGCCAUGCAGGUGAAGGGAUUCACACGCCUGGUGUGGUAGACAUCAGCGAUGCAGAGGCGUCUUUGCCAGUAAUUUGCGGGAAAAUGAAGUGUCGAUACGGAGAUAUCUCGAAGCGAGUGCGUGAUUUAUCGGAGCAGAUACGCGGCGUCCAGUCCACUUUGGUACAGGGAUCAUAUUCAGUGAGCACUCUUUUCACCAACAUGACGCUGGAGGCGUCGAAGAACACACUGGAAUCUGCAACACAGAUACUCGAGAAAUCACUCGAACUCUUCAAUGACAUCGAAGAUCUGCAGCGAACGAUUUUCUAG
Phytophthora infestans T30-4 is the source of this 1004-nucleotide messenger RNA. RefSeq lists its product as uncharacterized. Bases 6 to 1004 code for a protein of 332 amino acids. The record is from RefSeq and is a predicted model, not a curated record. NCBI's taxonomy places the organism in Eukaryota, Oomycota, Peronosporomycetes, Peronosporales, Peronosporaceae. The transcript has 5 exons.